CCAGGCACCACUGCGAGUCCCGGCUGCAAACUCUCGGGGCAGGAAGGCGGAGAGAAUCAGAAACUGCCUCGUUUGGGUUGGUCGAAGGAAAAUCUGCCCUAAUGUAAAUUAAUUUCCCCGAGGUUGCCUUCCCCUGGGCGGAGGGGCGUUUCCUGGCCCACCCAGGCGUUGUUUGGUAAAUAAGGAUGCUUGCUGAGUGCCUGCAGCCGGAAAGGCGCUCCUGCACUCUCGUGCCCUGGGGGCUGGGACUACGGCUUGGGGUUUCCCGACCGAAGGACCACAGUGACCAGGCACUUGAAGGUUUCUCCCCCACGGAUGCUGGAGGCGCUGCGCUGUUCCCUGCGCCUGGCCCUGGCCUGGGGCUCCGGGUGUUGGCGGCCGGCUCCGCGCGGUCCGUGCGCUGGAGCCUGGCCGCGCCGCCCGCUUUCGCGUCCAGCCGGGCGCUGCGUGCCGCCGCAGCUCUCCGCAGCCGCGCGCUCCCGGAGCCGCCCCAUGGCCAGCCCGCCCUCCGCCGCCGCCGCCCUCGUCCUCGCCCUCGCCCGCCAGGACUGCAGUAAUGGAUGCUCCGCGGAAUGUCCCGGAGAAGCAGGAUCGAAAGAGGUGGUGGAGACUUUUAAGGCUAAAGAUCUAAUAAUCACACCAGCCACCGUUUUAAAGGAAAAACCAGACCCCAAUACUCUGGUUUUUGGAACGGUUUUUACGGAUCACAUGUUAACAGUGGAGUGGUCCUCGGAGUUUGGAUGGGAGAAACCACACAUCAAGCCUCUUCAAAACCUGUCAUUGCAUCCAGGUUCGUCGGCUUUCCACUAUGCAGUGGAAUUAUUUGAAGGAUUGAAGGCAUUUCGGGGAGUAGAUAAUAAAAUUCGUCUGUUUCGGCCAAACCUCAACAUGGAUAGAAUGUACCGGUCUGCUAUGAGGGCAACUUUGCCGGCAUUUGACAAGGAAGAGCUUUUAGAGUGUAUUCAGCAGCUUGUGAAAUUGGAUCAAGAAUGGGUCCCCUACUCAACAUCUGCAAGUCUGUAUAUUCGUCCUACAUUCAUUGGAACUGAGCCUUCUCUGGGAGUCAAGAAGCCUACUAAAGCCCUGCUGUUUGUAAUCUUGAGCCCAGUGGGACCUUAUUUUUCAAGUGGAAGCUUUAAUCCAGUGUCCCUGUGGGCCAAUCCGAAGUACGUAAGAGCCUGGAAAGGUGGGACCGGGGACUGCAAGAUGGGAGGGAAUUAUGGCUCAUCUCUCUUUGCCCAAUGUGAAGCAAUGGAUAACGCGUGCCAGCAGGUUCUGUGGCUCUAUGGAGAGGAUAAUCAGAUAACCGAAGUUGGAACAAUGAAUCUUUUUCUUUACUGGAUAAAUGAAGAUGGAGAGGAAGAACUGGCAACUCCUCCGCUAGAUGGCAUCAUUCUUCCAGGAGUGACGAGGCAGAGCAUCCUGGACCUGGCACACAAGUGGGGAGAAUUUAAGGUGUCAGAGAGGUACCUCACCAUGGACGACCUGACCACAGCCGUGGAGGAGAACCGCGUGAGGGAGAUGUUUGGUUCUGGUACCGCCUGUGUUGUUUGCCCAGUUUCGAAUAUACUGUACAAGGGUGAGACUAUACACAUCCCAACUAUGGAGAAUGGGCCUAAGCUUGCAAGCCGCAUCUUGGACAAAUUGACUGGUAUUCAGUAUGGAAGAGAAGAGAGUGACUGGACAAUCACAGUAUCCUGAAUGGAAAAGAACAGGCUAUCAUGUGUGUGCUCUUGGGACAGACUGUUGCAUUUGAAUUAUGAGAAAUUUCUUUGGCUACCUGUUUUUAGUUGUGCAUAAUGUAGUUUGUAUUAUCCGUUUUACCAGGGCGAUUGUUUCCUCAUGCCAGAGAAGAUGAAUUGCAAUCAUCCAGUGGUAGUUUAUAAACUUGCUCCUAGAAGCUUACCUUACUUUCUCUAGAAAGAUGAGAAUGGAAGCCAUCUAAGCAAAGAAUUUUCCUCCAUAACCUGAGUGCUUCCCUUGGUACUUCAAUCAGAUAAAAAAGUGUUUAUUCUUCAGCAUAAGUUACGUUCUGCUCCUCAACCAAGUGAGUGUUUUUUGUGUUUGAAAGCUGAUCUGAGUAACUUUCAUAGGUACCAUUUCCUGCAACACAUCUUCAUCCUCAGAAGGUUGUUUUUUUUUUUUAAAUCAAGACUUUGAGAAACUGGAUUUCCUCCCCUCAUAUUUCUUUCCAGGUCCCCUAAGUCCGUCUUAGGGAAAAUCUCUCCCUCCUUCCUGAUGUCACGGUCUGCGCCAGGCUCUCCUGGUGCAUCAGCAAGGCCCACCCCUGCCCUUUCCACAUUGUGUUGUAAUCAGCGGUCAGGCUUCACUACAAGACUGAGGGUCUUGUGCCUUAUAGAUCUUUGUAUCCCCCUUCCUGGCACAUAACAAGGAAUGAAUGAACGAACAUGUACCUUCUAUAGAGGUGUACCUUCUAUGUUUCUAUAUUGUGAAAUCUCUUUAUUAGAAUUUGUGAUUGAUUCUGACUUUGUCUGUAUUUACCUCAUAUUGUCUUUAUUUUCCGUGGACUGCUAAGUCAUUAGAGAUGCUCAGAGUCAUAGUUUGUUGGAGGAAUGAUUUCUUAUUUGAAGACUGUCUUGGAAUUAAAGUAAUAGCUCUAGAGAGAUCGUGAUACCAUAUCAACCAAAUGGAAAUGAUAUAUGUUAUGUGUUAAACACAUAAAUGUUGUGUUAAAUACAAAAUAAAUCAUAUUUAGUUUUUUGAUAGAAAGCAAAGAGGUAUAUACUCUGGUUUUUAUACUCUGGUUUUAUAGGUGCUCAUUUCUGUUGGAUGGGGAUUGGAUAAGCACAUGGUUAGGGUACAGGGAGAGUGAUUAUAGAUGAUAUUUUCCUUGUUUAGGAGCCAUGAGUUAAAAUUGUAUCCUGGUUUAUCUAGGGGAAAGUCAAAUCUUGAUAGAAAACAUUUACUCUUGGAAGGUCAACUCUCAGACAUUAUAUUUUGGUUUCCUUUAGUCCUAAUAACUUUCAUCUUGCUGAUCAUAUUUCAUCCUCUUUUCAGAGCAAGGAAAAAAAUUCUAAAAGUUUUGACGUGCUGGAAAAUUUUCCUUAAGGCAUUUAGCAACAUAUAGCAAAUGGGGCUUUGAUUCUUUUCCAAGUCUUUUGGCCAUAGAGUCUUUUUAGAUAGGAACGGUAAAAUGAAAAUGAGGGAAGUAUAAGAUGAAAAGGAAUGGUAAAAAUAUCUUUUAGGGGGCUUUUAAUUGGCGAUCUGAAGUCUUGGGAGAGUCUAUUCUUUUUAGGUAGGGCUGAAGUGCUUUAACUAUCCUCUGCACAACUUUGUUCACCAAGUAGCAUUCUAAGAGUAUACAUUUGCCUUGACUAAAUCCUGGGACCUCAUUUUCAAUAUUGUAGUCUAGAAAUGACUUAAGGUAAUUCUAACCUGUCAAGUAGCCCAUAAUAACCAGACUCAACAUUCCUAUGAGAAAUGGAAAUCAUCUAUUUGCCACAAAUACAUUUUAUACUUUGCAUCUCUGAAUUUAGUAUGGCGAGACAUGUUCGUUGUAAGAGUUGGAGAGCAAUAUGUCUUGACAUUAUGUCUGUGUGAUUUCUUUCAUCAAACCUUAAGAGCAUUUUAAGCCCUUUCUACCAGACUCUGAAGAUGAAGGAUGUACAUUUAAGGAAACAAGGUCUCCUAAAACAGAGAACACAAUCUGCCAUUCUCGUUUAAGUAAUAAGACAGGAAAUUGACUUUGACACUAACUUGUUAAAUAGAUUUAAAGGGAACAUCUGCACAUCUUUUUUCCUUGUGCACUAUUUGUUUAAUUGCAGUGGAUUAAUACAGCAAGAGUGGCACAUUAUAACUAGGCAAUUAUCCAUUCUUCAAGACUUAGUUAUCGUAACACUAAUUGAUCAUUUAAAGCGUAAGAUAGGCUAGCAUUAGGAACAUGUGAGGCUAAUCUGCUCAAAAAGAUCAACAAAUUAAUAUUGUUGCUGAUAUUUGCAUAAUUGGCUGCAAUUAGUUAAUGUUUAAUUGGGUUGAUCAAAUGGGAUUCAGCAAUUCACAUGUGCAUGAAUAUAAACAGAACUGGUGGCACUUAAAAUGACAAUGAUUAACUUAUUUUGCGUGUUCUCUUCCUUCCACUUUUUUUUCAGUUUUUACAUUUCAGACCAAGUUCAUCAGCCUUUUUCAAAACACAUCAGUAGAAACCAAGAUUUUAAAAUGAAGCUUUCAGGCAUUAGACAAAACCCGAGCAUUUCCUAAAGCUAUUCGCUAUUAGGAAUUUUCUUUGUUACAGUCAUUUAUCAAGGAUUCAACUCACGAUACACCAAAAGAAGAGUCCAUUUCAGGAAUGUGUAUCGUGCUCCCCAGAACCUGCAGGACUGAAUAAACUAGUAAUACCUAUAAAACCUUUACUUUCAAAAGGACAGAGGAAAAGUAAAAGGGAAAGAGGAAUAAAUGACUGAGAAAACUUGUUAGGGAAUCACUUUUUUUUCUACCUGGUAAACACAGUUUAUUCUUUUCUCAAAAGAUUGUCACGAGAAAAAAAAAAAAAGAUCAGAGGUAGCAAGAAAGCGCAGUGUCACAUCGAUUAUAUAACUUGGCAAUGUCAGCCCUCCUGAAGAUCUGGGAAGCCUACAUUAUACACCCUGGGUGAAAACUCUUCAUCAUAUCUAGCUUUCCUGAAAUCAGAGUACUCUGGGGCACUUAAAGGCAAUUAAUGAGUAUAUCUUGGUCAAAAGAAUUGUAGGAACUUUUUUUAUUAAAGCUUCGGUUUCAGCUCUGCUUUAGGGAGUUUGUGCUAUAAAAUUAGCUGCCAACAUAAGCUUAUUUAUUUUCCCCAUUCCCACUUAGUGCUCAAUCACUGUAUUCUUUUUCCUUUAAAAGUUCCUUUUUAAAAUUAUAUGUUCACUUUACCCUUAUGAUUGGGAAAAAUCUAUUUUAAGCAGGGAACGACAACAUUCAUUCGCUUUCAAUGAGUGAUAUUUUCUAAAAUAUUUAGAGCAAUAAACAUUCAUGAGAUGCACUAAAGCUUAGACAGGGGUUAGAGAAACAUUGUAAGAGGGAUCUUUGAUUUCAUGUCCUGAUUCUAAAUAGGAUCCAAGAAUUAUUCCUUUAAUGUGGAUUUAGGAUAUGCAAAAACUUAAGUUAUGAAUAGUAAUCCUGGUACAUAAUUUUAGUAGAUGUUUAUAACACCUAUCACUUUGUUUUGCCACAAGUAGAAUUUGUUCAGCUGUCUGUUUUCCAGAUAUCUCCUCACAAGAGGAGGCAGAGAGUACCACUCUUUCAAUAAGCAUUACUUAUUAAUUGACAAAGAUCACAGAGAUUAUAAUUAAUUGGAUCAGUUAACUUGAUAAAUGUUGAUCGAGUACCCACAAAUAUGUGUCUAACACAACUCACAGUAGGGAUUAGAAAGUUAGUUUUAGAAAAUAAGUAGUAUACAGACAUUACCCUCAUGGAGUUUAUACUCUCCUACUUGAAGUUUUAGAUAUAAAAGUAAUAUUUAAUACAGUUAGAUGAUAAGGAGACAAAGGUCAGAGCACAUCUGUUAUCAAUGUGCUAUCAAGAAAUCACAAUAAACAUUUUCAUCUCAUUUUUAAAAGAAAGAAUGUCCUUUUUUCCAUUCCUUUCUUUCCUCUCGUGGGAAACUACUCAGUAGAUUAGUAUUUAGGGGUUCUUGGUGUGAAUUACCUCCCGGUUUACUGUUUACUGCCAACCUGGUACAUUUGUUAACUGCAUUCCUUUGGAGCGAUGUUAAGUUGUCAUGGUACAUCUAACAAAAGAACACCUCAAAUUACAGCAUCCUUGCUGAUCUUAAACUCAAAGUCAGGUAUUAUUGAAAUAAAAUGUUCCUAGAGUGACUUUUUCUGGAAAAUGUCAAUUAUGAAUCAAACUGUUGAGACUGUUGACUUGAAAAUGAUGGAUUACAGCUACUCAGAAAAUAGCAGGUGGAAGACUAACUUUAAUACUAAACAGGUUUUCACAGUUUGAGGUUUUAAAAGAAAGGCCAUUUAAAGUAUUGCAAAGAGAUUCUUUUUUAUCAUUGCCAGAAAGUUCUUUUAAAAAUACAAAGGUAGAAGAAAGUGAUUUAUUUUCCAUCUUCAGUAUACAUACCAUAGUAAAAAAUUUAUCAGAUAUUAAUUUGAGGAAGUGAUAAAGAAACAUAUCAAUAGAAUAGAAACAUAUCAAGUGUUUGGAGGUAAAUAAUUCCCUGGGAUCAGAUAUAUGUAAACAUAUUUGCUUUAGUGAAUGAUAAAGGCAUGAAAUUCAGUCUAAGCAAAUGAGGUGGUCUUUAAAAUCUGCUGGAUACAAGUAUUGAAGUUUUAAGUAAUCUUUGUAUACUUUCUGUCUGAAAGUAUGUUUUGCAUACCACAUACCGAUUAAUAAGGUCUAAAACAUGAGUUACAUAAUGUUCUACCUAUGGAACCCACUGUUGGGAUGGUAAAAAUUGUGAGCUGUGAUACGGGAAUGAAUUAAAAUGUAUUACCAUUGACAUGUAUUUUCUCUACAUGUCCACUGUCACAAUGGCUAGGUUCCUUGUUACCCAUCAUUGAAUGGAGACAAUUGUAACUACAGAAGAUGUCAGAGGAAGAACAAAUGGUAGUAGAGAAAGAAAGGCAAAAAGUCGAACUUGCUUCUGUGCUGUCCAAGAGAACUCUUUCCUCAUUCUCCCAGCCAUCGGGAUCUUCGGCUUUCAACAUAGGUGCCAAGUACAAAUAGUGCCAAUUAGAAAGUGACUAAAUAUAGUGGCCAGCUUAUCAGAUAACCUUGAGAUAAUGAUCUAACGGUCAUGUUACAUGGGAACUACUUUAGAUUACUACCAAUAUGGUUAAGACUUUAUAAUUGCAUAGUCUAUAAGAUCUAUUUAGUCAUUUCUUCAACCAUUUUAAGAUCUGUGAAGCUUCUUGAGACUGAAUAAAAGAAUAAGUGGCAAGGAGUAGAUUGUGACUUCUUUUUCCCCUUGGGAAUACUAUUUGCCACCAUCCCUGUUUCCUUGGUGAAGGUUAACUGAUUUGGAAAUUAGUUGAAUUAUUAUCAUUUUGUUUUUAACUAAAAUGUACAACACACUGCUAUUUCCUCAAGUUAAUUUCACAAUGGUCAUUAAAGUCAUUCUCAAGGUCGAGAAAGGAAUACAAAUAACCUGCCUCAAUUUCUACUUCACUGAUAAGUGUUUGAAGAGUGUUGGUAUUCAAGAAUAUGGCAGUAAGUAGAUUUUGAAUGAAAUUUUAAAGAUAAGCUGGCUAAUCUGUAUGCACCUAUAAAUUCUGCAGAUGGUCCCCUGUUGACGUAAAAGAAUGCAUGAUCCCAUAGUUAGCCAAUAAAUGGAGCCUAACCCCCUAUGCUGAAGAAUCUGUGCUUACUUGAUAUGGUGGCUGAGAGAAAAGUAGUGUGAGGAGGUAGUUUUUAAAUCAGUUUAUAGUUAGAAAUGGGAGAAUACCAGCUUAACUAUGGAAUUUUUAGAAUGUGUUCUCUUGCAUCUAAGUCUGAUUGUAAUGAAAAAGCCCCAGCCAUUGCUUGUCUCAAAUUUCUCUGGUUGUGUCGUGAUUCUUGAGAUUAUCUUUAAGAAUAAUCAAGUAGAAAGAAAUAAACAUUUUAUAAAUAAGCCUUGGCUCUCAUGAGCAAUUGUUUAAAGAUUAUGUUAAAAGGAUUUAAGCUCACUGAAAGCGUAAUAAUGGAAAUGUGGAAAAUAUGGUGGGUAAAGGAAACUACCUCAUUCUUCGAAGGUUUUGUAGAAGCACAAUUAAGCAUUCUAAAAUGGCUUUGUUACAUAUGAACCAUCUGGUGUGAAAGAACUGUAUUUGUAAUGUCUAAAGGACCUGGAAUCAUUGUAUUUUGCUGGCAAUAGACAUAUUCUUUAUUGUUCACAGGUUCCUCAUCAAAUUAUACACUGAUUCUGUCAUCAAUAAAACAAUUUCAAGGA
Balaenoptera acutorostrata (minke whale) is the source of this 7876-nucleotide messenger RNA. It is a transcript of the gene BCAT1, whose product is annotated as branched chain amino acid transaminase 1. Gene Ontology annotation, biological process: L-leucine biosynthetic process; L-valine biosynthetic process. Gene Ontology annotation, cellular component: mitochondrion. The coding region runs from base 316 to 1701 and encodes 461 amino acids. The record is from RefSeq and is a predicted model, not a curated record. Gene Ontology annotation, molecular function: branched-chain-amino-acid:2-oxoglutarate transaminase activity. Lineage: Eukaryota; Metazoa; Chordata; Mammalia; Artiodactyla; Balaenopteridae. The transcript is spliced from 11 exons.